AAAAAAAACCAACAACUGUCAAUAUUGUUUUCACGCUUGGUUAUUGACUGAUGAGUGACUAUCAUUGCACUUUAUUUUUCAAACUGUAAGUUUGCAAAUUUUCUUCAUUCACAUUUGAGGACCUAAGAAACGCAGGACGUUGUAAUUGUUCCUUCCAGUUAUUAUAAAGUACCUUCCAACGUCGUAUCAAAUUUUGGAUCUGUACGCGAAGCUGCUAAACGCAAUAGAAUCAAAAUGACUUUGGGAACAUACAACAGGCAUCAAUCAGCAAAGAAGAGGCAAGCGAAACUGGCAGCCGCAUUUCCCCAAGGGAUAAAGUGCCAAAAAUGCCUGGAGUAUGGGCACUGGAGCUAUGAAUGUACCGGAAAGCGCAAAGUUUUGGUUCGACCCUCGCGCACUCAAGUUUUGAAAAAAAAUUUGAAGGCCAAAAAGGACAAGUGCAGUGGUGGCAAAUGUGAUCUUCCUACUAAAAAGAAACGCAACAACUGUCAAAACUGUUCUGAUGAUGGCUCCACAUCAGAAUCGUCAUCUAACAGCUCAUCAUCAGACAGCGAGUCAGACAGUGGUAGCGAGGAUGAAAGUGGUAGCAGCAGUUACUCUGACAGCAGCAGCGGAUCAGAAUCUGACUCCGAUAGUGACUAAUUGUUUGUAAAGUUAUAACUAUAUGAGCAGUGUAAUAUGACAUCUUAAUUUUUUAUAAGUAUAUUUUUCCUUAUUAACAUGAAUAGACAUUCUCUUAUUAACAAAAAAAAUAUGAAUACUCAUUUCAGUGUUUUAUAAUUAAAUUCAUUUAGAACAAGAAUUGAGAAAAUAUUAGACUAAUCAGACAUAUCAGUAUUAUCAUUCAAAAAUGUUAAAGAUCAUUUUGAGUAUUUCUUUAAUAUUCUUUUUCUAACAACAUUUCAUUUCUUUCUUACUAUUUCUUCUUAUUUAGACAUUGCUCGUUAGUUAAAUAAUGCUGGUCAUUAAAAAAUAUGGAUAUUUUUUUAUUUGUAGACUUGAUUGAUUUAUUACAUUUAGAAUUUAGCAUGUUGAUGAAUGUUACCUGAUUUAGUGUUUAUUGUUUAAUGAAUGUAUUAUUAUGGCUCUGUUUUAUUGUAAAUUAUUGUGUCAAUAAUUAUUGUAGGCACAAUGUACAGUAAUAUUUAUAAUCUAUGAUGAGUCUCAAUUAAUUUAAAAGUAUAUAUUAAUGAUUUUAGAGUUUAACUCUGGUAGUGUAAGAGGCUUUGUAAUUAAUGCUAAUUUUAUUUUGUUAAGACUGUGUAAAUUUCUUAAGAUAAAUUUUAGAUUUAAAAGCCAUACAAUUU
Messenger RNA from Pieris brassicae (large cabbage white), 1307 nucleotides. RefSeq names its product zinc finger CCHC domain-containing protein 10. NCBI's taxonomy places the organism in Eukaryota, Metazoa, Arthropoda, Insecta, Lepidoptera, Pieridae. The transcript is spliced from 3 exons. The record is from RefSeq and is a predicted model, not a curated record. Bases 235 to 642 code for a protein of 135 amino acids. Gene Ontology annotation, molecular function: nucleic acid binding; zinc ion binding.